Molecule: messenger RNA, 4754 nt
Organism: Ostrea edulis (European flat oyster)
Lineage: Eukaryota; Metazoa; Mollusca; Bivalvia; Ostreida; Ostreidae
Product: transmembrane protein 47-like
Exons: 4
Coding region: 96-656 (186 amino acids)
Biological process (GO): cell-cell adhesion
Cellular component (GO): cell-cell junction
Source: RefSeq, a predicted model, not a curated record
GAUUCCCCUUUUGUUAUCGAUUAAUGAGAGGGAAAGAAAAUCAAUGGAAAUGUAAAAAGUGAGAUUUUGAACCUCUUCGUAAUUUUUGUGCAAAGAUGACAGAAAAUGCAAUCGUAAUAAGACCCAUUAAGAUAAUUGGCGAGGCCUUCUCUGGAAUAGCUGCAGUGUUCCUCAUCAUUGCAGCUGUGGGAAAGGACUGGGUGGAGGUUCAGUUUUACCGCACCUCUCAUGUCAUCUCUUGGGGAUUAUGGGAUAUAUGUGUCGGCGGACUUUGCCUUCCAGACAGUGGCUGGCUGGAGGUCUGUAGGGGCCUGUUUCUGCUGGCCCUCCUCCUUGCACUGGCUGCCUUUGUUUCGGGUUUAGUGGGCCUCUGUAUCCACUCUCACUGCAGUAAGCGGCUCUGGUUUGUUUUAGCAGGUGCCCUGAUGGCCCUUGUAGCCCUUCUGGACCUGCUGACCCUCAUUGUGUAUCCAGUCAUGUUUAAUGCGGACAUUGUCCAUCUACAGACUCACGAACACUGGCUUUACAGGCUGAAAACCUGGUACUUCGAUUGGACAUACGGAUUUGGUUGGGGGGCUUUCAUUUUCACGACUGCGGCUGCCGUGUUUUUCAUUAUUCCACUGGACGACAAGAAGAUGUUUUCCAAACCAUUUUGACGUCUCCAAAUUGUUCUGAGGGAACGUCCCCAUUAGGAAGCUAGAUGAUUACAAUCUGUGUGUACAGUAAAACAUGGUUAUAGCAAACUUCCUUUCUCACUUCAUGAUAAGUAUAAAUUGUUAUGUCCAGUGAGUUCUUUGUAACUUGAUCUAUGUGAGAAGGAAAAUCACUUCAUUAUAUAAAUUUACAUUCACUAUGUGUAUUCUGCUUAAUUUCUAUUGAAAUCCAUUGCUUGUAAUUUGCACAUUCUGUUUCAAUCUAGUUAGAUCUGGUUUUUUAGUGCUGUCUGUCUGCAUGUGAUGAUGCACAUUCCACAAAGUUUGUGACUUAGUAUUUCAUGGCAUUGUUGAAAUUGUAGGAAAAUGUUUCCUGCUGAUUUUUUUUUAAUUUUUUUUUACAUUUUAUUUGAAUUUAGAAUAAUAGAGAAAACAUACCUAUAUUAUAUGUUUAUUUCAUGAGUUAAAAGUUUAUCCUUCUUAGACUAUUUCUUUUUUUAAAUGCCAUUGUCCAAAUAUGGAAAUCAUUACCAAAUAUGGAGACAAGUCAAUUAAGGUAAGGUGAUGUUUAAAUAACUUACUGGUCCACAAUACCUAUACUGUUAUUUACAGUGUACUUGAAUGGAUUUAUUUAUUUUUUUUUCAAAAUACAGAAAAAUAAAAAUGAUAAAAUAUUUUUCUUUGGUUUGUUAAACAGGGAUAAAGGUAGCAAACAUUGCCAAAAACAUUUCACAACCUUUAUAUCUGAUUUAAUAACAAAUGAAAGACAGACAUUUCAUUAUUUUAGAUAACCGGUAAUUCAUUGUGAAGAUGUUCUACUGAUUUUACAAAUUUUUCUUAUCAAUAUUUACAAAUUAUCUAUUUAUUAUAUAAAGCACCCAUUGAUCACAAAAUUAUAUUUUGAUUUAUUACUUCAAGUGUAAUGACUAGAUUAAACAAUUGAUUAUAUAUUCCAAGGUAACUGUUUUAUGUCAGUGUAUGGAUAAAGUUCUGUGACUUUUAUUAUAUUGUUGAAAUUCAAUUUAGCAUUCAACUUUCCAGAUUAUUGGGAUUUUUACAGAUGUUAUGAUAUAUACCAGGGCCGUAAAUUACAUGGAGGUGGAGGAGGCAGCUGCCUCCUCCAACUUUUGAGCCAAAAAAAAUUAAAAUUUAAAGUUCAUUAGAAUUUAUGUUGUUUCCAAUAACUAAGAACAUGAUACCUCCCUUAAAAAGCAUUCCAAAUCUUUCUUUUAGAAUGAGUUAGUCAAGUAACAUCUUAGAAGGCCCUAGAAUCAAGGAUUUUGCACGAAACGUGUUCAGUGUGCAUAAAAUGUGCUCAGCGUCUGGGGGCCUGGGCGCCCAGGCCCCCGCCUAAUUUCCUGCCUCCUCCAAAUUGAAGGUUAAUUUACGGCCCUGUAUACAUGUGUAAGUGUAUGUUGUAAUUCUUUUUAGAUGACAAUCCUUUUAUCCUGUGUGAUAUUUAUUAGUUUUGGUCCAGUACACUUUUAGCCCCAGACAUUUUGAAAUCACAUACUGCCAGUAAGAUUCUUAAAUAUAUGCAAGGAAUUUAUUAUCUUGUAAUUUAGGAAAAAGCAUCAUUCUCAAAUAAAAUAACUUGCUUUUAUUUUUAAAAUUGCUGAAAGACAGGUUAAAACUCAAGCUUGAUCAAUAGUCCACUCUCAAAUUCACGUUCUUGCAAUGUAAUGUCUUUGAGUUAUUUUGCGAUAUUAAGUAUACUCACAUAGAAUAAGGAUAAAAUAUGCAGUGUAUACUUUUAUAGAAUUUUUUUCAUCAUUUAAGAUGGAUAAAAAAAUCUUAUGUGAAAAGUGCAUAUGGAUUUACUGUAUGAAUAUUGACAAGACAUUCUCGAUCACCUUUAAUUGAGAUGUUUAGAAGAUAGGGGUUGUGACACGACCCUUACAGAUCCAUGUGACCUGGGGUAUAGGACUUUACUAUUUUAAAAUUAAAAUCAUCAUUCACUGACAUUUCAUUAAAAAAUAGAUAAAAGAAAUCUAGAAGUUUGUGCAAAUGUGGCCAAAAAAAAUUUUUUUUUUGACUGGCUGGUAUUUAUGAUAUUGUGAUAUGUAAUUCGCAGUUCAUUUCAAAUGUUGCCAAAAUGGGGUAUUAAGAAGGUAAAUUAUUUCACCAAAAUAAAUUUACCCAAUGUACUUAUUUUGCCUAAAUGUUAGAUAAGCUGAUGAAUCUUUUUUGGGCGUGAAUUUAUGACAGUGUCAUAAUAUAUUCUUGUUAUAAUAGGUGAUGACUUUGUAAUUUUUGAGAACUUGUGUUCAAACUUUUGCAUAUGUUUUCAAAAUGCAAUGAUAUUUUUAUUGAAUCAAAUAAAUGUCAGUAUUAUCUAAAAUUGGUCUGUAUAUAUAACUACUGUUUAUAAGGAAUCAAAGGAUAUACGUGCAAUUAAGUUUUAAAGGAAUAUGUAUGGUUUUAAUGUAAUUUAGCCCAUCAAAAACGUGAAAAUUCAUUUUUGGUAAAUUUUAAUUCUCAUUUAACAUGAAUGUUAUCAUACAUACACUGUACAUCCUUCAUCAAAAUAAGGUCAACAUUGUUUCUAACAAUUUCCAACAAUUUCGUCAUUACAGGGUUGGAAUUUGGUGCAAACUAUUAUAAUAAAUAAUCUUUUGUUGUGCAUAAGCUGUUCUAUAGAGCAGUAGUACAUGAUUUUAUUUAGUUAAAAUAUUUGUUUGUUUGUUUUUUUAAAUGAGAUCUGAAUUCCUGGUCAUUAUAAGAAUAGACUUACUGUACAUCAAAUUUUCAAAUAUAUCUUUAAUCUCUAGAAUAUAGAUAUUAAAGUCAAUAAAAUUUAAGAUGAGAUUAGAUUUUGAAUGUAAUUCAAAAUAUCAAUAAAGUAUUUGUUUGGUUUUUAUUUGUUAGGGAUAUAAGAAUUUUUUUUUGCUUAAGUCUAUUGAAUUCUCAAUUUAUGGUCAUAGAGCUUGAAUAAGCAAUAAAUAAUGGUUUUAUUUUUAACCGGUGGAGUAUUGACUAUGAUAUACAUGUAUUUAUAAAUAAAGAAUUUUUUCCCCCACAUAUCAUCUUUUUGAAUUUUAUUGCAUUAUGGUGCUGCUUUGAGUUUGUAGAUUUUUUAUUGCUUUGAAUUGUGUUUCUUUUCUUUUAAAGGUAUUUCUUUUAUAUUUUGAAUCAUUCCAAUUUCCCAUAUUUUGAAAUCCAUAUACUGAAGAUGCUAUUCAUAUAAUGUGUACUUUUUAUGCACAUAUUCUGCAUGUUUAACUUUAUUUCCUCCCAUCAUGUUGAUGUGUUUUAAAUUUUUUAGAUAACAAUUGAUUUUCUUCCUUCAUAUACCAAAAUUGUACUUCAUUGAUAAAAUUUUACUUCACUGAUAAAAUUGUUAUUUCACUGAUAGAAUUGUUAUUUCAUUGAUAAAAUUUUUAUUUCAUUGAUAAAAUUGUUAUUUCAUUGAUAAACUUCUACUUCACUGAUAAAAUUAUAUUUUAUUGAUAAAAUUGUACUUCAUUGAGUACUUGAUUUCAAGGUCUGACACAACAACAACAACAAAAACAAAGAAACAAAAGCCAACAAACAAAUAAGAAUUUGUUUUCAGCAAGAAAUGGUAAAACUACAGUCAAAGUAACUCUUUUGAACAACUUGCCAUUCAGUGUUAUUGUAAACGAUUGUUAUAGUGGGGCUCAAUAGGCACACAUAUUAUGCAUUAUGUAGAUUUCAGGGUUGUUCAAUUCUUUUUUUCUGACAAUAUAUGUACAUGUUGAACAAAUUUACCUCAAUGUUUUUUAUUAAGUUAUUAUUUAUUGAAUUAAUUGUUAGAUGUCAAAUAUGACAGUUUUAGAAAUAUGAAGUGAAUUAAUUCGCACAUUAAACAAAAUGUUUAGCUUUGAAUCCAUAAGUUUUCGAAGGUAGUCAACACAAUUUUGAAUUAGAUUAAAUCUAUAGAAAACAGAGUGAUACUGCAGUCAUUGACUGAAAAAUGAUAAUAGUUACCUAUACUUUUUAAUGUUUUGUUUAGAUCGAAGUUUUUCUUGCCAUCACUAACUAAUCAAAGCACUCAUUAUGUGGAAUUAAUUAGUGAUAUUGUGAUGUCAUUUGUUGUGUAUUGCAGUUCAUCAACUGCUUUUAAUAAAGACAAGAGCAAAA